Molecule: messenger RNA, 825 nt
Organism: Eruca vesicaria subsp. sativa (arugula)
Lineage: Eukaryota; Viridiplantae; Streptophyta; Magnoliopsida; Brassicales; Brassicaceae
Source: the annotation of a GenBank genome assembly
AUGUCGCAGCAACAGUCGUUGAUCUACAGUUUCGUGGCACGUGGCACGGUGAUCCUCGUGGAGUUCACAGAUUUCAAAGGCAACUUCACAUCCAUCGCUGCUCAGUGCCUCCAGAAGCUCCCCUCUUCCAACAACAAGUUCACUUACAACUGCGACGGUCACACCUUCAACUACCUCGUCGAAGAUGGAUUCACCUAUUGUGUUGUUGCGGUUGAGUCUGCUGGGAGGCAGAUUCCGAUGGCAUUUUUGGAGAGAGUGAAAGAGGAUUUUAACAAGAGAUAUGGUGGGGGAAAGGCUGCAACUGCUCAAGCGAACAGUUUGAAUAAAGAGUUUGGGUCUAAGCUGAAAGAGCACAUGCAGUAUUGUAUGGAUCAUCCUGAUGAGAUUAGCAAGCUUGCUAAGGUGAAGGCUCAAGUCUCUGAAGUUAAGGGUGUUAUGAUGGAAAACAUCGAGAAGGUUCUUGACCGUGGUGAGAAAAUUGAGCUUUUGGUGGACAAAACCGAGAACCUUCGCUCACAGGCACAAGAUUUCAGAACAACGGGGACGCAGAUGAGAAGAAAGAUGUGGUUUCAGAACAUGAAGAUUAAACUCAUAGUUCUCGCCAUCAUCAUCGCACUGAUUCUCAUAAUCGUGCUCUCAGUCUGCCAUGGUUUCAAGUGUUAAAAUCCCCUGGAAAAUUCAAAACUCUCUUGAGAUCUUUCUCAUUCGGUACAUCGUACUACUGCCUUUUUCCUUUUAUUGUCCUAUCAUCAUCAUCAUCAUUCUAAUGUUUCUGCUUGAAUUGGUUUUUGUAUAGAUAGACAUAUAUAUAUAUAUAUAUAUAUG